AUGUCCGGGGAGCCGGAGGGCUGGUGGCCCUGGGCUCACGUCUGGGACUCGGCUGAAAUCAUCCAUAUGUCCCCCACGUCUGCCAUGACCACCGCAUCCCCACUUCCAAGCGGCCAUGUUCCUCGCGAGUCUGGCCUGCCGACUGCUAUCAGCAACUCGGCCCGUUCUAACACUGGUGGCAUGCCCUCACUUGUGUGUUGUGGCCUCCUUGCUAUCCCGUGGUGGCGAGGCCGCUCUCUGAAUGGCAAGGAGGCGACUGGGCUCCUCUGCAUCCUGGCGUGCUACCUCGCUGCUUGGGGGGCCCCCCUGCAAUGGCAUGAAGUCUCCAAAGGGACCUGGGAGCUGGAUGUCGCGCCGACGUGCCAGCUUCAGGCACAGCUGCAUCAAGGUUGGUGGUCUCAAGGCUUAGGAGACUUGUUACCUGGCUGUCUCUCUUCCGCCUACCAUACUGCUUGGCAAGCGUAUCCGGCAUGGGAAGGCGGGCCGCCAGAUAGCCUUCUCAUUGCCACAGAUGGCAGUGGCGAAGGCCCGGGGGCCUGGGCCUUUCUCGUCUGGGGUCUGUUUCGCCAUAAGUGGUUUCGCCUCGGCUGGGCCGCAGCUACAUUACCAGUUACCCCUUGGUUGCCUGAAGAGUCCCGCAGCACGCACCCUGGGCUGCGCUCCUUCCAUAGUGAAUUGGCGGCUUUGCAAGCAGCAGGCCACUGGUGUGCCGCCAUGCUCGAUCUUUGGCAACUGCGCAUGCGGCACAGGCCGACACAAGUCACUAUAGUGGUGGAUAAUUCCUCCGCCCUCCAGGUAGCUGCAGGACAAGCAUCAGCGGCGACCGCGCCUGCACAAAGAACCCGCCUAGCCUGGCAGGUAGUGCAGGCGCGCGUCACUACGCACUUCCGCCAUGUUCACAGUCAUGUCGGGGUCCUCGUCAACACACUCGCGGAUGCAGUCGCUGGCGUGGCUGUCACCGGUGACUGCGACCUCUGGGUCUCACACCCGCACUUUCGUCUCCAUGCGGACUUGGACUUUGAUCAUUUCCCAUGGCUAUGGGUUAUACCCCAGAGUCGGCUUCGCGAAGGGAAAGGGGUUUUCUCAAUAGCUACGGGGCCGACUGACUGGCUGCCACCAGUCCCCAGUGAGGAUAAAAAGCAGGCAAGCACGUGCGCCGCCACCCAGCCUCUCGGGCCCCUACACCUUCUCACUGCCAAUAUACAGUCUAUUAAAGACCCGCGUCAGAGUGUUUUCAACCCUUCUGGUCACGGUGGCCGUCGCCAAUACCUUUACCGGCAACUGCUCGAUAUGCACGCAGACAUAGUGUGUCUUCAGGAGACCCGGGCACCCGCGGGUCGGUGGGCUACCGGCGGAUGGCUCUCCUGGCGCUCCGGCGCCGAUCGUGGCCAGUAUGGUUGUGAAAUUUGGGUUCGACCUGACAUAGUUAGUCCGCCACUUUCAUUGGCCUCGUGCAAGAUCUUGAAGGCAACGCCGCGUCUUCUUGUCAUCACAUGCGUUGAUGAGAGGCUGCCUCUCACCAUUUUCUCUGCUCACGCACCCCAUCAGGACCGCCCCCUGCAUGAGGCUAAAGGCUUUUGGAGCGAGUUGCACCAAGCACUGCACCAAGCGCCUCGACUUCGCCCUCGGCUUCUCGGCAUCGAUGCCAAUGCUGAUUUCUGCGCUCAGGACGCGGAAGAGCAAUGUAUUGGCUCACUCAUUGCUGCACACCCGCCAACCUCCAACGAUGAGUUCCUUUUUGAGUUCGUUACUGUUAACGGGUUAGACUCUCCCGCAACCUUCCCGGAAUACCAAGCCGGACAGGGGUGGUCCUGGGAACAUACGGGCGGCAAACGCAAGCGUUUGGAUCAUUUGCUUUUCAGUACGGGUGAUUGGCAGCACCACAGCACUGCCCAAGCCUGGGAUUUCGACAUAGUCAAUUCCUACAGGGAUCAUGUUGCUUUAAGAUCUCGCUCUACCCUGUUUCGGCCACGCCCUGUGGGGCGAAUGGCUCGUCGUCGGGCGUUGCUGGGGGGACCGUUUGUUGAAGAGUUAGGGCGACACUUCUGGGAGCAACUCCCAUCACCCCAUGAGACUGCCACCAGCAGUGGUGAAGCUGUGUUCACCUUGCAAGAUGCCUACCGGAAGUUUGCACAGCAACACGCUAGUCCCCGGGUCCUUAAGGUUCGUCAGCCGUACUUGGCCCCUGAGACCGUGCGUUGCUUAUAUCAGCUCCGAGAUUGGCGGUGUCAGCUUCGGCAUUCCCGGAAACUGCACAGGCAGCAUACAUGUCGCUGGGCGUUAGCCCGUUGGCGCCGACGCCCUCGGUCGAUCCGCCUCCAGCAUUUGGCCGAUCUGCGUAUGGCUCGCCACUAUACGGCAGCCCUUGCUUUUCAGGAGGCUAAGGUCCAGGAUUAUGUUCAUGGGCUGGCCAGGAAGGAUAAGCAGGCGCACUUCUUGGCAUUGACCACUGCUGCCCUUCAGCAUUGGCACGCCCAUGGUCGUCCCAUGGAGUCCAUCAACCACCUCAAAUGGGCUUCUAGGAGAGCUGCUGAACGCAGGCAGGUCUAUGCGGCUGGAGGGUACGACAUAGAAGAGGCUCUUGAAGAACAAUUUCGGCUACAAGAGGCCGGAAUCCGCACGGACGCUGCACAGGUUGGUGCAGCAACCAGGUCCUGGCUGCGCCGGGAUGCCCUCCCCUGCACACAGGCGGCGGGACGCUGGGUCUGGGCGGUUAACACCAAGAUAGCGUUGAGUGGCCAUGAACCGUUUGGGUUCAAAGAGGCACUAUACUUCGCACUUUACAAAAAAGGCCCGGCGGCCAUUCCGGCCAACUAUCGUGCUAUUGCCCUUCUCAACGGGGUGGCAAAAAUUUGGCACAGCCACCUCCGGCGGACAAUCGGCAAGAACGUGCUGCAGGGUUAUGCUGACACCCAGCUUGGAGGGAAACCGGGCGUGCCAGUGAGUUUUGCUGUAGCGGCCUACAGGGCAGCCAUGGACCUCAGCGCCCAACUGCAGCGCAGUACUGCGGUGUUGUUUGUUGAUAUUCAGGCUGCAUAUUAUGAAGUGAGCCGUCAGCUUAUCUUCUGUGGUGAUGCUGACCUCACGCCCGGUGAGGAUACUGGUCGCCCCGACCUCCGACACCUUACCCAACUUGUCGACGGCCUUCUCUCUAAAGGGGCGUUAGAGCAGAUAGGGAUGGUUAGGGAGGAGCGCGAGUUACUACAAGACUGUGUAGCUUUCUCCAGAUGGAGCCUGGCUGGCUCCACCUCUUCCUUCAUCGCCACUCGAGGCUCCCGACCAGGGGAUGGGUUAGCAGACAUUCUUUUCGGAGCGUUGUUCUCUGUCGCACUCCGGCAUAUCCAAGCAACGUGCCUCCAGGAAGGCAUCUCUCUGCAGGCAGCAGGCAGCUUUGUCGGAGCUUCUGAUGAUGUGCUUCCAUUAGGCUGGGCAGACGAUCUUGCCAUUUUAGCGGAUUUUGACUCGCCUCGCCAACUCCUCUGCCAACUGCCUCGGCUCGCUACCAUCGUGCUUGCGACCCUUGAAGUUCUGCGCUUCCGAGUCAAUUUGGCUGCAGGGAAGACCGAGAUCCUGGUCGAUAUACGAGGUCCGGAAGCUAAAAUCGUCCGUGGCGAGCUCCUGGCUCCGCCUUCUCUCCUGCAUUUGCCUUCCGGUCAUGCUGUCCGGUUGGCCCCGGAAUACCGGUAUCUCGGGGUGGUUCAAACCCCCAGGGAUAAUGGCCGGCGGGAUAUGGAAUUGGCAGCACAACGAGGCCAUUCCGCAUGGUCUCAUGCGAAGAGUCUGCUAGCCUGCCAGUCACUGCCGUGGCGACUUAAGCAAGCGUGGCUUGCCGGCCGGGUGCUCCCAGCGGCCUAUGCUACCCUCUGCACGUCGCUUGCCGUCUCUGAACGGGCAGUCAGCCCACUUACCGGUUUCUUCGAAAGGGCAGCGAGACAAUUGAUUGGCUCAUGGAAAUUUGGACAUGUGUUGACCAAUCCCUUGUUGGUGCUGCUGAUGGGGUUAUCGUCCCCUAGUGACGCGUGUGCAAUCGCCAGAACCCGGCUGGUGGUCCAGCUAGUUACACGCGCCCCGCCACGAGUGGGUGAGCUUUUUGCGGCAGCCUGGGAUAGGGCCACGCCAUGGUGUACCCUUCUUGUUGACGCGUGCCAACAAGUCGCAUCUGGGCUGGUCGGCCAUCUAUCCCCGACGCAUGUCACUCGCCAGUACAUCGCCCAGCAUGCCGUCAAACUCCAGAGCGUAUGUAGGCACCUCAGCCGGUAUGGUUCAGCGUAUCGAGCGCUUCAUGCACUGUGGCGGGAUGUCGUGGUUCCCAAGGUCGUUCAGGUUCUUGGUGUGCCGCUGCCCCGAGUUUGUGGACUUUGCGGCCUCAGCUUCCCCAGCCUGCAUGCCCUUGCCGCGCAUGUCCACCGCAAGCAUUCCGUUGUCAAUAGCUUGACUCGGUAUACGAAUGGGACAGUUUGCCUAUGGUGUCAUUGCGACCACCAUUCGACCGACAGGUUAAAAUAUCACUUGAAGGUGACUCCAGCGUGCAUGCACGGACUUCGCGUCACUGUGGGGCAAGCCUACGUCUAUGGUACGGGGACGAAGCGAUCGGGUGCCAGGGGCCACCGAGGCCUACCUGCUACGCGCCUCCCUGGACCUAUUAAUGCCACACCGGCUCAGAGAGCGGCUUCCCUAGCCGAGAUCCCAUGCACGGAAGAUGACCUGCGUCAAGAGCGACAGGCGGUAGUGGGGACACAUGAGCUCUAUUCGUGGCCGGAGGAUCCGGCACCACUUGCUGAUGUUCUGCCAGCGGACACUACGGAUGUCUCUGCUCGCGUGCCGGGUGCCCCAGCUCUAUCACCGGUCGACAGUCAGCCGGAAGGGACUCUUCACUGGUUUGCCAUUGAGGACAGCGACAAUGUGUGUGGCGCACCCUCUGAUUCCUUUUCUGGCGUUUCCUUGGGCCUCGAAGGCCGUCCAGACUGGUCAGUUCCCUCUCCGCUUUGGCGCGGCCUGCUCCAUCGGAAGGUUGUCUGGCGACUCCCGGUGGCGUGGAACUGCUUCUGGGGCUUAUGGGCCACAUUACAACGGUCUGACCCCUGGUGCUGGCAGGCUAGACGAGGGUUCUUACCACUGCGCCAAUGCCUGGACGCGGCCGAGGACCCCGUCAAUCGUGAGCCCCCGAGACGCUUAUGGCGGUUACUCGAAGCUACGGUAACAUUCAGAAUGUUGUGUCAGCAUGUCAACAGAGGAGCGGGAAUCUUCUUCCCUCAAGCUCUCUCGUCUCAAGGGAUUCGUCUAUGGAGAGAACUGAUGCCUGCAGCCAAGUUUCACCAAGUGAACACUUGUACGGGCAGUUUCUUCUGCGCCAUCCACGAAUCCUUGUAUAGUAAGGCUCUGCACUGUUUGAGCGCCGGUUUGGAUUCUCGCAAUCCCACUGUUGAGCUCACGUUCAGGCCUUCAGCGAUCUAUAGAUCGCCAUCCGCCCUGCUUUGA
Molecule: messenger RNA, 5478 nt
Organism: Symbiodinium sp. CCMP2592
Lineage: Eukaryota; Dinophyceae; Suessiales; Symbiodiniaceae
Source: the annotation of a GenBank genome assembly